AUGCCCGAAAAUACAUUGCCCACACUUCCACGGUUUGGGAUUGCUGCACGUCGGCGCAAGAUCUCUAAGGCCUGCGACUUCUGCCGCGAGCACCGUGUUCGCUGUGAAGCCGUCACGCCAUGUCCCCAAUGUGUGGCCAAUGAUGUGACCUGCCAUCGCUCGCGUCCACCAAACAAUACUCAGAGGAGUAGUAGAGUGCGACAUAGUGGCAAGGCGGAUCGACAGCCCGCAACCAGGCCCCUGGAAAACAAUACAUCGAUCACUGAUUCUCAUCCCGAGGAAGUUCUAGUGCCAACGCCGUCGCCGUCGGCAAACCUGGCAUGGACUUCGCAUAAAACAGACUCAAUUAUGGGAUUCAUUGCCCGUAUCAACGCUUUUUGCUCGAGUCUGUCACCAACUUCACCAACCACUAUUCCAUCUGCCGAUGGCCCUCACUUAGACCAGACUUCGCCGUUCCCGCCUAGCAUUGUACAGGAAACACACCAGGCAGAAUGCGACCUAUCACCCGAGCAGAGGAAACAGCUUAUGAGAAUUUUCCGGACUCGUUUUCACCCACGAAUGCCAAUAGUUGAACGGCAGGACCUAAAUACCUUUGGUAAGGAGGCCGAUGGAGUUUUCUCGCCUUUGCAAGAUGCCAUAAUUGCGUACUCUUUGCAUUCUAUCCAUUGCUCUGGACUUCAAACUAGGAUUGUGGUCUCGGAUGGCCUCAAUUUCGCCGAAAAAAAUCAACAAUUGGAAUGCCUUACUUUCAACGUUGCCUCUCGGCCAUCAGCCAAUUCGCUACAUUCGCAAACCCAACAAUAUCCACGAUGCAAUGCUACUGCUAUCUUACCCUGUAUCUCCUGGAUGUCGGAUACCACCAAGCAGCAUAUAACAUGGUCGGACUAG
Penicillium cataractarum is the source of this 888-nucleotide messenger RNA. Its product is annotated as Zn(II)2Cys6 transcription factor domain-containing protein. The transcript has a single exon. The coding region runs from base 1 to 888 and encodes 295 amino acids. Lineage: Eukaryota; Fungi; Ascomycota; Eurotiomycetes; Eurotiales; Aspergillaceae. Gene Ontology annotation, molecular function: zinc ion binding; DNA-binding transcription factor activity, RNA polymerase II-specific. Gene Ontology annotation, biological process: regulation of DNA-templated transcription. The record is from RefSeq and is a predicted model, not a curated record.